Molecule: messenger RNA, 1476 nt
Organism: Sparassis crispa
Lineage: Eukaryota; Fungi; Basidiomycota; Agaricomycetes; Polyporales; Sparassidaceae
Product: tRNA (adenine(58)-N(1))-methyltransferase catalytic subunit TRM61
Exons: 9
Coding region: 1-1476 (491 amino acids)
Biological process (GO): tRNA methylation
Cellular component (GO): nucleus; tRNA (m1A) methyltransferase complex
Source: RefSeq, a predicted model, not a curated record
AUGGCACGUCCACGGCACAGGCGCCUGUGUCCACCCAGAUCCAUUGGCCAUAACAAAUCUUCCCACCCCAUUUGGCGAUUGGCACCGCUUUGGCACCGUGCCGUGGACCGACCUCAGGCUGAGGCUGCGCUUUCACUCAGCUCAUAUCGUGCCUGCGUGAGUACUGAAACAACAUCCACGUCUUUGAGUAUCUCUACUCCGCGAGACAUGUGGUCUAUAGCACGCGAGAUCGCAGAGGGCGACCUCGUAAUUAUCUGGCUCACCCGUGAUGUGAUCCAACCCCUGGUCAUUACACCGGGAAAGGAACUGAACAGCAAAUUUGGUGUUUACCGACACACAGACCUGGUCGGCGUGCCAUAUGGCUCUAAAAUCGCUUCACGCAACGGAAAGGGCUUCGUACACGUCCUCAGGCCUACCCCCGAAUUAUGGACGCUCGCCCUGCCACACCGCACGCAGAUCCUAUAUCUUGCUGACAUUGCCUUCAUCGUCUCAUGGCUGAACAUACGACCCGGCAGUCGCGUCAUUGAAGCUGGUACUGGCUCGGGUUCCUUCUCCCACUCGGUCGCUCGCACGAUAGGCAGCAGCGGUCAUCUGUGGUCAUAUGAGUUCCACGAGGCACGGGUCACCAAAGCCAGGGAAGAAUUUAGCCGCCAUGGAAUGGAAGAUAUUGUCACUCUCACACACCGUAAUGUUUGCAAGGAUGGCUUCACCGUUGAAAACACGGUAGACGCGGUCUUCCUUGAUUUACCUGCGCCAUGGGAGGCGGUCGAACAUGCAAAAACGGCAUUGCGGAAGGACCGCAUAACGCGAAUAUGCUGCUUUAGCCCAUGUAUGGAACAGGUCCUCCGAACAGUGAGCGCCUUGAACGAUGCAGGUUUCACGGACAUCACCAUGUACGAGACGCUCAUCCGCCCGCACCAGGUCGAUGCAGUACCGCCGCUGACCCCGAUAAGCGAGAUUGGCGAGAAGCUGAAGAAAACGGAGGCGCGAAGAGAGGAGAAGCGCCAGCGCCAGAUCGCGAGCUCUCGGGCGGCGCUCGCACGCCGCGAGGCGGCAUCCGGGAAGCGGAAGCGCGGGGACGACACUGGGGAGGCGCCUGUCGACGACGCGGAGGGGGGGAUCGCGGGGAAGAGAGCGAAGACGGACGACGAAAAUGAUGCCAAAGACACCAAAUCAAUCGCGGGAGACGCUGUCGUGUUCAAGGAGGAAGAAGUCGUUCCAGCCGUGUCUCACGAUGUGCUACUCGAAGCGUCCAUCUUAGCGGAGACGGCGCCUCCAACGAAAAUCAGCGUGUCGAAGGCGUUUCCCGAAGUGCGGGGGCAUACCUCCUACCUCACCUUCGCCUGUCUCCUGCCCGCGUCCGUCAGUGCUGAGAAUGCAGCAUCAGGGUCCCAGCCAAUUGGCACUUCAGGUGGAACGCGGUCCGUUGAGAACGCGGAAGCUUCCCCAGCCACGGGCACAAUAAUUACUACAUAA